AUGGCGGCGGGCGGCGGGCUGGCCGCCCUUUUACCCGCGCAGACCGAGCUGGACGACGCGCUUGAGGAGGCGCUGACGUCUCCAGAGAAGGAGAACUUGGUCUACCAACACUUGCGAGAGGUGGAUACGCGGGAGCGGGAUCUCAAAGUCCCGGAGUUUGAAAAAGAUCUGGAGUGGCUAAAUACUGAAGGUCCCCUUUCUUUGCAUAAAGACUUUUGUGGAAAAGUGGUGGUUUUGGAUUUCUUCACUUACUGCUGCAUCAACUGUAUCCACCUGCUGCCUGAUCUCCAUGAAUUAGAACAGAAAUACUCUUCUAAAGAUGGUCUCCUUGUUGUCGGUGUGCACUCAGCAAAAUUUCCAAAUGAAAAGGUUCUGGAUAACAUCAAAAGUGCUAUUCUCAGAUACAACAUCACUCAUCCUGUGGUAAAUGAUGCCGCCGCAACCCUUUGGCAUGAGCUUGAUGUGUCCUGCUGGCCAACCGUGGUCAUCCUUGGCCCCCGUGGGAAUAUGCUGUUUACUCUGGUCGGUGAAGGACACAAGGAGAAAUUAUUUCUAUUUACAUCUAUAGCCCUAAAGUAUUAUGGGGAGAAAGGACAGAUCAAAGCUAAUGUGAUUAGAACACAGCUCUAUAGAGAUUCUUUGCCACCUUCUCCUUUGAUGUUUCCUGGAAAAGUUACAGUGGACUCUUCUGGGGACAAGUUGGUAAUAGCAGACACCGGACAUCAUAGGAUUUUGGUUGUCAGGAAAAGUGGUCAAAUUCUUCAUAUUAUUGGAGGACCAAACAGUGGAAGAAAAGAUGGAAUAUUUUCAGAAGCAUCAUUCAGUUCACCACAGGGGGUGGCUAUAAAGAAUGAUAUUAUUUACGUAGCAGAUACAGAAAACCAUCUGAUUAGGAAGAUUGACCUCCAGUUAAAGAAGGUGAGCACUGAAGCAGGGAUGGGAAUACAAGGCAUGGAUAAGGAAGGAGGAGCCCAAGGAGAGGAGCAGCCUAUUAGUUCACCAUGGGAUGUGGUCCUUGGAACCUCAGUUUCAGGAACCCAUGAAGGUGAUGUUCUGUGGAUUGCCAUGGCAGGCACACAUCAAAUAUGGGCCCUCAUAUUGGAGAGUGGAAAGCUACCCAAAGGAAGUGACUUAAAGAAAGGAACCUGCCUCCGCUUUGCUGGGAGUGGCAAUGAAGAGAACCGAAACAACGCGUAUCCCCACAAAGCAGGCUUUGCCCAGCCUUCUGGUCUCUCCCUUGCUGCUGAGGGGCCUUGGAACUGUCUUUUUGUAGCUGACAGCGAGAGUAGUACUGUGCGAACCAUCUCAAUGAAAGAUGGAGCUGUGAAGCAUCUUGUAGGAGGAGAGAGAGACCCAAUGAAUUUAUUUGCCUUUGGUGACGUUGAUGGAGCUGGGAUAAAUGCAAAGCUGCAGCAUCCCCUAGGAGUAGCCUGGGACAGGAGACGAAACCUCCUUUAUGUUGCAGAUUCCUAUAAUCAUAAGAUUAAAUUUGUAGAUCCUAAAAUGAAAAAUUGUGCUACACUGGCAGGUACAGGAGAAGCAGGCAAUGUCAUCGGCUCCAACUUCACUUCAUCAACUUUUAAUGAACCCGGAGGCCUGUGCGUCGAAGAGGGAGGGUGUUUGCUCUAUGUUGCCGACACAAACAAUCAUCAAAUUAAAGUGCUAGAUUUAGAAACCCAAAUCGUUUCCCUGCUACCUCUUGUGAAUGUAGGAACACUGGAUACUGUAGAUGGUCCAGUUGUGCAAAAGAGUGCUACGGCAAGACUACCAAAGCUGCCUAAAUCUGCUCCAAAUCUUCAGCUACCUUCGUUGGCUGUAAGCCCUGGACAGGCACUUCUGUUUGUGUUAAAACUCAGCCUUCCGCCAAAUACCAAGCUGACUGAAGAAGCACCUAGUUCAUGGUUUCUUACAUCAGAAGGUAGCGAGUGGUUGCUUUAUGAACAGAACGCAUCUGGAGAAAUUGAGGACAUUACCAGACAACCUGCAAUCUCGUUGCGGAUACCCAUGAGUUGCCUGUCUGCUGAAGUUGUACUGUCAAUCAUUGUGUGCCUCUAUUACUGUAGCAAGGGCAGCAGUGCAUGUAUGAUGAAAGGAAUCACAUUCCACCAGCCUUUACAUAUAGCUAACGCUAACCAUGGCAGCACAAUUCCAGUUGAGCUGACGUAUGCAUUUUAA
Messenger RNA from Euleptes europaea (tarantolino), 2175 nucleotides. RefSeq names its product NHL repeat containing 2 (gene NHLRC2). The coding region runs from base 1 to 2175 and encodes 724 amino acids. Lineage: Eukaryota; Metazoa; Chordata; Lepidosauria; Squamata; Sphaerodactylidae. The record is from RefSeq and is a predicted model, not a curated record. Gene Ontology annotation, molecular function: protein binding. The transcript is spliced from 11 exons.